UGUCAGUUCAGUUUGACAAUAAUAAAACGUGUUUGUGAUUGAAACAGCGCAGUUGAAAAGAAUGUAAUAUUUAAAGAUUUUAAAUAAAUAAAACCAAGGAAAUUAAAUCCAUUUUUACAUACCGAAGAACAAGUAAUUAACGCAAAAUGGUUUCUAAGAAAAAGAAGAAGUAUUCCUCGGGAGAAGGAGCACAGUUUAUGACUAGGAAAGCUGCUCUGAAGAAACUACAGCUAUCCCUCAAAGAUUUCAGACGUAUUUGUAUAUUGAAAGGUAUUUAUCCGCGUGAACCACGUAAUCGUAAAAGGGCUCAGAAAGGCGCAGGCGGCAUCAAAACCCUAUAUCACACGAAGGACAUAAAGUUCUUACUGCACGAACCUAUAAUAUGGAAACUCCGAGAGUUAAAAGUAUACCAACAAAAGAUUCGUCGUGCAAGAGCUAUGAGAGAAUACAAAAAUAUGAAAAAGUACUUGCGAGACUACCCCGAAAUAAACAUAGAUCACAUUGUCAAGGAAAGAUAUCCUACAUUUGUAGAUGCCCUGCGUGACUUGGAUGACUGCCUGACAUUGUGCUUCUUAUUCAGUACUUUCCCUUCCCUGAAAAAGGUGCCUAGAGACCAGUCAAUGCUUUGCAGGAGACUGACAGUUGAGUUCAUGCAUGCUAUUAUUGCUGCAAAGGCACUGCGGAGAGUAUUUGUAUCAGUCAAAGGCUACUAUUAUCAAGUUGAACUUGAAGGACAAACCAUAACAUGGAUUGUACCACAUCACUUCUCAUUCCAGCCUCAAAACAAAGAUGAAGUUGACUUCAAAAUCAUGUCAACAUUUGUUGAAUUCUACACAAUGAUGCUUGGCUUUGUAAACUACAAACUGUAUCAUUCACUUAACCUAGUUUAUCCGCCUAAACUGACAGCUGCAUUCUCAGCUGACGACAAAGAGCUCAUUGAUGAGCAGGCUUAUGUAGCCGAGAGAAUAGCAGCCAUGAACUUGUCCUUGGCCAGGGUACCAGGUUCCAAUGAAGCUGAGGAGUUGCCAGAAAUGGACAUUUUUGAUACAGAGGAUAAUGAUCCACAGAAAAUGGAAGAAGCCAAACUUGAAGCUGAAAAAGUCAAGAAAUUGAAAACUAUGUUCAAAGGCCUCAAAUUCUUCAUCAACAGGGAAGUGCCUAGGGAGCCUCUAGUCUUCAUUAUCCGCUGCUUUGGUGGUGAAGUGUCAUGGGACAAAGACCACUUUGUUGGAGCUACGUUUGAUGAAACAGAUGAGAGCAUUGCAUACCAAAUUGUUGACAGGCCCAGUAUGGAUAAACAAUAUCUCUCACGAUAUUAUGUGCAACCCCAAUGGGUGUUCGACAGUGUCAAUGCUAGGACGCUGCUACCUAUCAACAAAUAUUUAAUGGGUGCUGUUCUGCCACCUCAUCUUUCACCAUUUGUUGAUAAAACUAAGGAUCAAGUUUACAUGCCUCCUGAAGAAAGGGCACUCAAUGACCCUAACUUCAAACCUCUCAAUGAGGAAUCAGGCAGUGACAUUGAAGAAGCCAGUGAUGAGGACAAGGAGGAAGAGGAACAGGAUUCCGAGGAAGAUGGUGAUGCUGAAGCAGCUCUAGCUAAACAGUAUCAGCAAGAAGUAGAAGAGGACUCUGACUCCGAUGAAGAUCAGGAUGAUGGUUUAGACCCUGAGAAAAAGAAGUUGGCUAAAGAAAAGAAAAAAGCGAUGGCAGUCACUGCUGGCGUGCCUCACAAGGAACACCCAUACCAGAAGGAAAUAGAAGACAAGCAAGCCUUUAGACUACGGGAGAAACUUGUCCGCAAGAAGCACAGGAACCUUUACAAGAGCAUGAAGGCUGGACAGGAGAAACGCAAGAAGGAAAUAUGGUUGCUAAGGAAAAAGAGACGUCUUCAUGACGAGAAAGUAAAAGAAGAGAAGAAAGCAGAAAAACGCAAACAGAGAAUGCAAGCGUUGGAAGCUUCCACAUAAACAACUAAUAAAACUACUUCAUAACUCAAACAAGAAAUAAAACAUCUUGAUAACUUAAACAAUAAAUAAAACAUAAUCGUUCAAAAUAA
Spodoptera frugiperda (fall armyworm) is the source of this 2056-nucleotide messenger RNA. Its product is annotated as pescadillo homolog. The record is from RefSeq and is a predicted model, not a curated record. Gene Ontology annotation, cellular component: nucleolus; PeBoW complex. Gene Ontology annotation, molecular function: RNA binding. Gene Ontology annotation, biological process: ribosome biogenesis; maturation of LSU-rRNA from tricistronic rRNA transcript (SSU-rRNA, 5.8S rRNA, LSU-rRNA). Lineage: Eukaryota; Metazoa; Arthropoda; Insecta; Lepidoptera; Noctuidae. Bases 147 to 1967 code for a protein of 606 amino acids. The transcript has 6 exons.